Messenger RNA from Cynocephalus volans (Philippine flying lemur), 1341 nucleotides. It is a transcript of the gene DHPS, whose product is annotated as deoxyhypusine synthase. Gene Ontology annotation, biological process: peptidyl-hypusine biosynthetic process. The transcript has 9 exons. Bases 114 to 1223 code for a protein of 369 amino acids. Lineage: Eukaryota; Metazoa; Chordata; Mammalia; Dermoptera; Cynocephalidae. The record is from RefSeq and is a predicted model, not a curated record. Gene Ontology annotation, cellular component: cytoplasm. Gene Ontology annotation, molecular function: deoxyhypusine synthase activity.
GCCCUACUUCCGGUACAGUAGCAGAGUCGCUCGUGCAGGGGCUUAACGCGUUUCUAGGCCGCCGUAGGCCCGGCCUGGGGCGGCUCUGACCUGACAGAGCCGGCCGCAGGCACAUGGAGGGUUCCCCAGAGGGGAAGGCGCCCGCGGCGGCGCUGGCCGCCGUGCUAAAGCACAGCUCGGCGUUGCCGCCCGAGAGCGUCCAGGUCCGGGGUUACGACUUCAGCCGCGGGGUGAAUUACCGCGCACUGCUGGAGGCCUUCGGCACCACCGGCUUUCAGGCAACCAACUUCGGGCGGGCGGUGCAGCAAGUGAACGCCAUGAUUGAGAAGAAGCUGGAGCCGCUGUCGCAGGAUGAAGACCAGCAUGCAGACCUGACCCAGAGCCGCCGCCCACUCACUGGCUGCACCAUUUUUCUGGGCUAUACAUCCAACCUCAUCAGUUCAGGCAUCCGUGAGACCAUUCGCUACCUCGUGCAGCACAACAUGGUGGAUGUAUUGGUGACAACGGCCGGGGGUGUGGAGGAGGAUCUUAUCAAAUGCCUGGCGCCCACAUACCUGGGCGAGUUCAGCCUCAGGGGGAAGGAACUCCGGGAGAACGGUAUCAACAGGAUUGGGAACUUGCUGGUGCCCAAUGACAAUUACUGCAAGUUUGAGGACUGGCUGAUGCCCAUUCUGGACCAGAUGGUACUGGAGCAGAACACAGAGGGCGUGAAGUGGACUCCUUCGAAGAUGAUUGCCCGGCUUGGCAAGGAGAUCAACAACCCAGACUCAGUGUAUUACUGGGCCCAGAAGAACCACAUCCCCGUGUUGAGCCCGGCGCUUACAGAUGGCUCACUGGGCGACAUGAUCUUCUUCCAUUCCUACAAGAAUCCAGGCCUGGUCCUGGAUAUCGUUGAGGACCUGAGGCUCAUCAACACACAGGCCAUCUUCGCCAAACGCUCUGGGAUGAUCAUCCUGGGCGGAGGCCUGGUCAAGCACCACAUCGCCAACGCCAACCUCAUGCGGAACGGGGCCGACUAUGCUGUCUACAUCAACACGGCCCAGGAGUUUGAUGGCUCUGAUUCAGGUGCCCGGCCAGAUGAGGCCGUCUCUUGGGGCAAGAUCAGGGGGGAUGCACAGCCUGUCAAGGUCUAUGCUGAUGCCUCCCUGGUCUUCCCCCUGCUUGUGGCAGAAACGUUUGCCCAGAAGGUAGAUGCUUUCGUGCCCGAGAAGAAUGAAGACUGAGCAGCUGUGGCCCUAGGGAGGCCUGACCCCCUCCUCUAUUUAUUAGUUUGAAGACCCAGCCCCUUUCUCACUCCUUAGUCAGAAGCGUCUUUAGAAUAAAUGGUCUUGGCGGUCCUCA